GUGAAGCCAUUCGCCAGAUGACGCCAAAUGCUGCCAGUGGGACGUACUCGGUUAGCAACCCAGUAACGCUGGCCUCAGUAAACAUUUUCUGUGACUUUGAGCAAGUCAGUGGCUGUGCAGUUGCAUAUAUAAAACCCGAUUCCAUCGCCAACGCCGCGGAAAGUAUACCAGAACUGUUCCAGGUCAACGAUGUUGCAUACAUUCGCCACCGUCUAACAGCGGGCGGAACGCAGAGUGUCGCAGAAGUUCGUCAAAUAAAUGCCUUCUCUAGCGUGCCCCUGUCAAUGCAAGUCAACGCAAAUACUGAUUAUACUGCCCCAGAUGAUUCCGGCUUGGGUCCAUACCUCUAUCUCGGCUUUGUGCCAGCAGCACAGGUCCCGAAUGUUGGGCCUCAGGGGUUCAACGCAGGUGGAAUGGAUUUCACCUUCACUAACUGCGAUGCCAACAAUGCCAGCAGAUUCGUGUUUUUUGUCAACAGUGCUAUGGCGCCGUCCGCUGGUCGGAAUAUUAUAGACGAAACGGCACUUAUGAAUGCAUGGAUUAGUGAGGCGAACGCAGCGGUGACACCGGUUACGGCUGACACGUUCGUCACAGACUACGAGGUCGGUUUCGGUGGCUGUGGUGGACUCGCCCAGGCCAUUGCGUAUUCCACCGUUAAUGGAGUUACAUUGGGCAUGAAAGCCGCACUGACCUGUCCCCGUCCCGAGACAGUUGCCAUGGCAACAUUUGUUGUAAGUGCAGCCGAAAGGAUUCCAGGGACAACGGUGACGUACACGUGCACCAACGGUUUGUCGGUUGUCAGUGGUAGUGCCGUCCGCACGUGCCAAGCAUCAAGCACGUGGAGCGGUUCAGCCCCAGUCUGCGGAUAAUGGAUUUGUACUCUGCCAUAAUGUAA
Molecule: messenger RNA, 895 nt
Organism: Mya arenaria
Lineage: Eukaryota; Metazoa; Mollusca; Bivalvia; Myida; Myidae
Exons: 2
Coding region: 18-869 (283 amino acids)
Source: RefSeq, a predicted model, not a curated record